Messenger RNA from Chaetura pelagica (chimney swift), 1372 nucleotides. RefSeq names its product lactamase, beta (gene LACTB). NCBI's taxonomy places the organism in Eukaryota, Metazoa, Chordata, Aves, Apodiformes, Apodidae. The transcript has 6 exons. Bases 1 to 1347 code for a protein of 448 amino acids. The record is from RefSeq and is a predicted model, not a curated record.
AUGCUUGAUGUUGAGACUCUAAAGCUGGCUUAUGUGGAGGAUGAAGCAGGAAUCCCAGGUAUACUCGUUGGAGUUUCUGUCGAUGGAAAGGAAGUCUGGUCAGAAGGUUUGGGUUAUGCUGAUGUGGAGAACCGUGUGGUGUGUAAGCCAGAGACAAUCAUGCGAAUUGCCAGCAUUAGCAAGUGUCUUACAAUGAUGGCUGUUGCUAAACUGUGGGAAGAGGGUAAACUGGAUUUAGAUGCUCCAGUGCAGAAAUAUGUCCCUGAAUUUCCAGAAAAAGUCUACGAGGGUGAAAAGGUUGCUGUUACUACAAGGCUGUUAGUUUCACACUUGAGUGGGAUUCGUCACUAUGAAAAAGAUAUUGCAAAAGUAAAGGAAGAAAAGGAAAAGGCAAACAGAGCAUUUAAACGAACAAAACCCUGUCAGGAUAAGGAACAAAAAGAAGGCAAAGAGACUGUAAAAACUGACAGUGACAAGCCAAGGAAAGAACAUGAAGGUGAGGCAAAAAGCCUAAGUUCAAAACCUGGCAGGAGAGACAAGGAAUUUGAGCAAGAAGAGUAUUAUUUGAAGGAAAAAUUUGAAAGUGUGAUUGAAUCACUGAAGAUAUUUAAAAAUGAUCCUUUAUUCUUUAAACCAGGUAGUCAGUUCUUGUAUUCGACCUAUGGCUUUACUCUCUUAAGUGCUGUUGUGGAGAGAGUUUCAGGACAAAAAUUUACAGAUUAUAUGCUAAAAAUGUUUCGUGAUUUGGAUAUGCUGUCAACUGUACUAGAUGACAAUGAAGCAAUGAUAUAUAACAGAGCAAGGUGUUACGUUUACAACAAAAAGGGACGGCUGGUAAAUGCACCAUAUGUGGACAACUCUUACAAAUGGGCUGGUGGUGGCUUUCUGUCGUCAGUAGGUGACCUUCUUAAAUUUGGAAAUGCCUUGUUAUACAGCUACCAAGUUGGACAGUUCAAAGACACUAAUGGCAAACUCCUUCCUGGGUACCUCAAACCAGGCACAGUCGCAAUGAUGUGGACCCCGGUGCCAAAAACAGAAGUGUCAUGGGACAGGGAUGGUAAAUAUGCAAUGGCUUGGGCUGUAGUAGAGAAAAAACAGCAAUGUGGCUGUUGCAGGAAGCAGAGACACUAUGCAUCUCACACGGGUGGUGCCGUGGGGGCAAGUAGUGUCCUCCUCAUUCUUCCUGAAGAGCUGGACUCCAAAGCUAUAGAUACCGGGCUAGUGGCACCACCUAGAGGAGUCAUUGUUAGUAUUAUCUGUAAUAUGCAAUCUGUUUCACUCAACAGCACUGCCUUAAAGAUUGCAAGGGAAUUUGAUAAACAAAAGUGGGCACAAUAUAUAGAUUAAAAAAAGAUGACACAAGUAACUGAAC